CGCCGCUCGCCGUACGUCAGUAUCAUCUGUCACUCCGGGGGCAGUGAUGGCGGAGGCGGACGAUACCGACAUGAUGAUGAACUACCACGGUGAUUUCCAAAAAAGCGACAGAAAGAGCAGCCGCUACCCGUACUGCAUCGUGUGGACUCCUAUCCCCAUUCUGUCGUGGGUGCUCCCUUUCAUUGGUCACAUGGGCAUCUGCACCUCUGCUGGAGUCAUACGAGAUUUUGCAGGAUCAUACUACGUGUCGGAGGACAACAUGGGCUUUGGUAGACCAACAAAAUACUGGAAGCUUGAUGUGGACAAAGUCUGUGGAAAUGGUGCUGCUAUGUGGGAUAAAGCAGUGCACGAUGCAUCUGAGGAGUACAAAUGUAGACCGCACAAUCUGUGCUUUGAUAACUGUCAUUCCCACGUCGCUAUGGCCCUCAACCUGAUGCGCUACGACAACAGCACAUCCUGGAACAUGGUGAACCUGUGUGUCCUGUCUCUUAUUAAUGGAAAGCAUGUGAGCUGGGCAGCAUUCCUCAAGACCUGGCUGCCCUUCUUCAUGCUCUGUGGAGUCCUCGCCAUGUUCAUCCUCACAUUCAACCUGCAGUAAUGGAGCGACAAGUACACCAGAUGACUCACAGACUUUACUUAUACUUCACACGUCACCGACUCAGAGUGAUGUUUUGACGGGACACUGUUUGUACAAAAAAGGACUUCAUUGUGUAGAUUUCAGUGGUGGUGUUGUUUUUAAGAGGCUGACUGAGGACAAAGCAGUUUGUGUUCAUUUUUAAAUCAAUCAUUUAUGUUGUAAGAGUUAAUAUUUUGUAGGUUAUUUAUUUGUUUUCAGUAUUUAUGAUUUUGUGAAGUGUAUCAGCUACAGUAUCUAUGAAUCAACAGAUGUUACCAUUAUUGUUAUUUACAGUUAAAGAAUCUUAUUGGGUUAUUUACAUUGUUGAUUAAGCUGUUGGUUAUUUUCUCAAGUAAACAUUGUUGUUAGGUCUGUGAAAUGUCAGACAAUGGUGAGAAAUGUAGUUCACUGUUUCCUAAAGCCCAUGAUGCUGUUGUCAAGUGUCUUGUUCAGUCCCGAGUCCAAAUAAUAUUCAGUUUACUGUAAUAGAGGAGGAAUUUAACAGACUGAAAUCUCAGAGAAUUUUUUUCUUAAAAAAAAAACAAAAAAC
This is a messenger RNA of Sphaeramia orbicularis (orbiculate cardinalfish), 1166 nucleotides long. RefSeq names its product transmembrane protein 222-like. Lineage: Eukaryota; Metazoa; Chordata; Actinopteri; Kurtiformes; Apogonidae. Bases 47 to 598 code for a protein of 183 amino acids. The transcript has 6 exons. The record is from RefSeq and is a predicted model, not a curated record.